Messenger RNA from Boleophthalmus pectinirostris (great blue-spotted mudskipper), 1111 nucleotides. It is a transcript of the gene matn3a, whose product is annotated as matrilin 3a. The transcript is spliced from 5 exons. The coding region runs from base 2 to 1027 and encodes 341 amino acids. Gene Ontology annotation, molecular function: calcium ion binding. The record is from RefSeq and is a predicted model, not a curated record. NCBI's taxonomy places the organism in Eukaryota, Metazoa, Chordata, Actinopteri, Gobiiformes, Gobiidae.
CAUGCAGCGUGUCCUCGUGGGUCUGGUGUACAGCGCGUGCCUGCUGCUGUGGAACGUCGUGGCCACGUACACGCACGCGGGCGCCUUGGAGUCGCACGCGAUCGUCGCGCAAAGUUACGCACAGAGCCGCCACAACGGACGUCCCCCAGCCCGGACCCUCAACCCAGCCAAGACAGACUCCGAGUGCAGGAGCCGCCCUCUGGACCUCGUCUUCAUCAUCGACAGCUCCCGCAGCGUCCGACCCAUUGAGUUUGAGAAGGUCAAGAUCUUCCUGGCCGACAUGGUGGACACCCUGGAUGUGGGCGCAGAGGGCACCCGCGUGGCUGUGGUCAACUAUGCCAGCACAGUCAAAGUGGAGUUCCUGCUCAAAGACCACUUCAACAAGCUGGACCUGAAGAAAGCCAUCUCCCGCAUCGAGCCCUUAGCCGCAGGAACCAUGACUGGCCUGGCUAUCAAGUCCGCCAUGACCGAAGCCUUCACCGAGGAGUCCGGCGCCCGACCCAAAGCCAGGAAGAUCUCCAAGGUGGCCAUCAUCGUAACUGAUGGGAGGCCCCAGGACAACGUGGCAGAGGUGUCUGCAGCUGCUCGGGGGACAGGGAUAGAGAUCUACGCUGUGGGAGUGGACCGUGCAGACAUGAGCUCCCUCAAACAGAUGGCCAGUGUUCCUCUAGAGGAACAUGUGUUCUAUGUGGAGACCUACGGAGUCAUCGAGAAGCUCACCUCCAAGUUCAGGGAGACGUUAUGUGGUGUGGACCCCUGUACCAUGGGACACGACUGCCAGCACAUUUGUGUCAACAGCAACGCCUCCUUUUACUGCAAGUGCCGCGCCGGCUUUAUCCUCAACGCGGACAAGAAAACAUGCUCUGUCAAACAGGUGAAGGUGGAGGUGGUAGAAGAUCCCUGUAAGUGUGAGGCACGUCUGGCCUUCCAGAAGCAGACCCAGGCCGCUCUGCAGCAGCUCACCACCAAGAUAGCCGAUGUGUCGCGGAGGAUAGAGAGCCUGGAGAGUCUGGCCGGACGAGGCUAAAAGACUCUCAGUUCUGGGGUACGUGUGAACAGUCCCACCCAGGAGACCGUAAAACUGCCACUGACCUCGUGACCUCCCGUUUGU